CGGAGGAGGAGGUGGAGGCGGCGGCGACGGAAGAGGGCGGAGGGUAAUGGGAUGGGGGUCCCGCGGCAACGCUGAAACUCCGGGUGGGCGUCCAUGGCGCUGCCUCGCUGACAGGGCUGCGAACAGCUUGCCUUCCGCUCUCACCAGCUCCGCGUCGGAAUAGCCGGUCCUUCCCCGGGGAGCUAGUUCCUCCCCGGGCCCCUGAGCCAUGCCCAUCGCGGCCGCGCCGGACGAGCCAGGUGUAAAUUAAUUAUUUGAAAGUAACUGAAGAAUGGAGCCAGACAUCAUUCGAAUGUACUCUUCAUCCCCACCACCACUAGACAAUGGAGCCGAGGAUGAAGAUGAUGAUGAAUUUGGGGAAUUUGGUGGGUUUUCAGAAGUUAGCCCUUCUGGUGUAGGGUUUGUUGAUUUUGAUACACCAGAUUAUACUCGUCCCAAGGAAGAGUUUGUACCUUCAAACCAUUUUAUGCCAAUUAAUGAUUUCUCAGAAAAUGUAGACAGCCUUACAAGCUUUAGGUCCAUUAAAAAUGGUAAGGAUAAGGACAUCACUGCUGAACUUUCAUCUCCUGUGAAAGGGCAGUCUGUUUUACUCUCUACCACCAGCAAAGAAAUAAUUUCAUCUAAAACUUUAGCUACUUCCAUUGAUGGCAUAGAAAGGCCAGGAGAUUUAAAUAAAGUAGUGGAGCAAAGACAGAAUGUUGGAACACUUGAAAGUUUCUCUCCAGAAGAUUUUAGAACUGAUAUGAACGUUGUUCAUCAAAACAAACAGUUAGAGAGCUGCAAUGGUGAAAAGCCUCCUUGUCUGGAGAUUCUAACAAAUGGGUUUGCAGUAUUGGAAACUGUAAAUCCUCAGGGAACAGAUGAUCUGGACACUGUAACCGAUUCAAAAGGAAGAAAGCCUCUUAGCACUCACAGUACUGAGUAUAAUUUAGACUGUGUACAUAGUCCUGCUGAGGAAUUUGCAGAUUUUGCCACAUUUUCCAAAAAGGAAAGGAUACAGCUAGAAGGAGAAAUAGGAUGUGCAACUUUAAAUGAUAGAGAAGCACUAACCAUACAGGAAAACAAUAAAAUUAAUAGAGUCAAUGAACUGAAUUCUGUAAAAGGAGCAUCUUUGGGUAGAAGCUUUGAUGAUAAAGAAGACACUGAUGGAGAGGAUCAGGUUAGCAUUUCAGAAACAAGCAUGAAGAGUAACAGAGGUUUCAUUACUGAAGAACAAGGCCUUCCAACAUUGCAACCGGAUGAAUUUUUAAAUUCAAAUGUUCAAUCAAAGGCUUGGAGUUUGGUAGACUCAGCUGAUAAUUCAGAAGCCAGUAGGAGAGAACAAUGCAAAACUGAGGAAAAACUUGAUUUAUUUACUACUAAAUGUGUUGACCUAUGCAUGGACUCUAUUAAAACUCUUGAUGCUGAUGAUGAAGUUAGUUCUUCCAAAGAAGAAAGAAAGUUUACUGAUUCUCAGAGCCCCAGCAUUGAUCCUACAGAAGAAAACGCUUCGGAUGAUUCUCUAAGCGUAAAAAAUGAUGAUAGUAGUAACGACUUUGUGACUUGCAAUGAUACUAAUGAGGAUGAUUUUGGUGACUUUGGUACAGCCAGUGGCACAACUCCACCUAUUGUUACUAGUACUCAAGAUUCAAUGAGCGAUGUCACUUUUGAAGAAUCCUCAGAGCACUUUCCACAUUUUAGUGAAGCAGGUGAUGACUUUGGAGAAUUUGGGGAUACAAAUGCUGUUUCUUGCCAAGAGGAAAUUAUAUUUACUGAGUCAGACCAAAAACAGACUUCUGAUAGUUUAUCAGAGGAAUGUAAGUUGGCAAGAAAGUCUACAGGUGCUGAACCUGUUUCAAAAUUGAAAAUCGAGAGUGAGUUUGGAGAUUUUGAUUCUGUGCCAAAUAUUCAAGGUGACUGCAGUGCAUUUCAAGACUUUGAUGAUUUUGCGGACUUCAGUUCAGCUGGUCCUAGCCAAGUUGGAGAGUGGAAUGCUUUUGAGGAUGGCCAGAAAGAUAGUUGCUCUUGGGCUGCUUUUGGAGACCAGCAGGCUGCUGAAUCUCAUCGAAAGGAAGCCUGGCAGUCACAUAGGACAGAUGAAAAGAGCGACACUCUGGGAACCCCCAAAACGUACAGUGUCCCAUUAGUAACUUCCAAAGGAGCAGUUAUCGGUCGUCAUUUACAGGAAACAGCCACUUCGGUUCAGACAGCUUUAUUAAACCGCCUGGAGCGAAUUUUCGAAGCAUGCUUUCCUUCCAUAUUUGUCCCUGGUACUGAAGAGGAAGUUACUUCCCUGAAGCACUUGCUGGAAAUAAGCACCUUGCCAAUGAAAACAAGAGAGGCCUUAGCUGGAAAUGGGGAACUGCUGAAUGUGUGGACGGAGCUACAAGAUAUCCACGAUGCACAUGGCUUGAAAUAUCAAUGGGGUGGCUCCCAUAGCAACAAAAAGCUUUUGUGCUCCUUGGGAAUAGACACCCGAAACAUUCUCUUUACGGGCAAUAAGAAGCAACCUGUUAUAGUGCCCAUGUAUGCAGCAGGGUUGGGUAUGUUAGAACCCACAAAGGAACCACUGAAACCACUUUCUGCUGCAGAAAAAAUUGCUUCUAUCGGUCAGACAACUACCAUGUCACCAGAAAUGAACACAUGUACAUCUGACCAAUUCCAGGAGUCUCUACCACCCGUCCAGUUUGACUGGAGUAGCAGUGGCCUUACUAACCCUUUAGAUGCUAGUGGAGGUUCCACUCUUCUGAACCUUGAUUUCUUUGGGCCCGUGGAUGACAGUAGCUCUAGCAGCAGCACCACAAUCCCAGGUGUGGAUCCAGAGUUGUAUGAGUUAACAACUUCUAAACUGGAAAUCUCCACUUCAAGCCUCAAAGUGACUGAUGCAUUUGCAAGACUCAUGUCCACAGUAGAGAAGACAAGCACAUCUACCAGGAAACCGAAAAGAGAAGAGCACCUGAGUGAAGAAGCCAUCAAGGUGAUUGCUAGCCUUCCUGACUUAACGUUUAUGCAUGCCAAGGUGUUGAUGUUCCCAGCUACCUUAACACCUUCCACAAGCUCCCAGGAGAAAGCAGACUGAUAACUGAUGUAAACUGGACAGUUUCAAUUGCUUUUCCUUCACUCCAUCCCUCUCCUACCAUCAAAAGCAUACCUGCUGUAAUUAAAAAAAAUUCAAGUUCAGCUGAUUUGUUGGUAAGCCGCAUUAGAAAGGUAUACAUAGUAAUGUAUAUUUAUUUACAUACUGAAGUCCUAAAUUUAUAUUAGAAAAAAUGUAAAUAAUCGGGGGUGAACAUUUUUGAAGAUUUAUUCUUUUUGUGUUGCUGGGGUAUAUACAUUUAUGUCUUUGUGAAAUACACUGGUGGUGUCCUUCUUACAAAACUUUUGAAAUAAAAAAAAUUAAAAACUCAAA
Pteropus alecto (black flying fox) is the source of this 3388-nucleotide messenger RNA. RefSeq names its product aftiphilin (gene AFTPH). Bases 272 to 3058 code for a protein of 928 amino acids. Lineage: Eukaryota; Metazoa; Chordata; Mammalia; Chiroptera; Pteropodidae. Gene Ontology annotation, molecular function: clathrin binding. The record is from RefSeq and is a predicted model, not a curated record. Gene Ontology annotation, biological process: intracellular transport. The transcript has 10 exons. Gene Ontology annotation, cellular component: AP-1 adaptor complex; trans-Golgi network membrane.